Messenger RNA from Salvelinus fontinalis (brook trout), 3005 nucleotides. RefSeq names its product cytohesin-3. NCBI's taxonomy places the organism in Eukaryota, Metazoa, Chordata, Actinopteri, Salmoniformes, Salmonidae. The transcript is spliced from 13 exons. The coding region runs from base 693 to 1748 and encodes 351 amino acids. The record is from RefSeq and is a predicted model, not a curated record. Gene Ontology annotation, biological process: regulation of ARF protein signal transduction. Gene Ontology annotation, molecular function: guanyl-nucleotide exchange factor activity.
UCGAUGGACUGAUAUAGGUUAUGCGCCGCAAAGCAUGAGUCAAUGAAUACUUGUAACCACUGCAUGCAUUUAAUCAGAAAUGUAUUUGUUUCCCUCUAACAGUAAGGUAUUAAGAAAUGCAAUGGUAUUUUGUCAACUGUUGUCAUGAAAGGGUGUAAAUAUAGGUAGGGUAUAAAUAGCCUUUGAUCAUGACUCAGUUCCAUUCCAUUACACAUAAGUCAUUGGGCGAAGGUGGCUUCUGAAGUGGGGAAUUUUGUUGAGAUCCCAGACGCUGAACAUUUAACAUGCAUCGCUUGCAGUACGGUUUUGGAAGCAUAAGGACCUUAUCUUUCAUAUCAGCGAAAAAUCAUUUAAAAAAUGCUUAAUUGAUACACACCUUUGUACGGUUAGUGUUCCCACAAAGCCAUAUCUCCACGUUACAACGCUUGUUUGCUGAAAACAGAUUGAAGACAAGAGGCGAACACCUGUGCUAAUUAGCUGUCUAGCAUCCCCCGAACACUUGUGUGUAAACUUAACUCGGGAAGUGUAGUUUCGUCGGAUGGAGACACCCAUAGCUGUAUGGAUCUGUGCAAAACUGCUACAUACCUGAGGAUCUCUCGCUGGAAGAGAGGGAUGAGCUGUCAAACAUCCGGCGGAGGAAGAGAGAGCUGCUGGAUGAUAUUGAGCGCUUGAAGUUUGAGAUAGCUGAAGUCAUGACUGAGAUUGAGCAACUAACGUGUGUAGGAGAGAGCAAAAUUACACAGAGGAACAAACAGAUUGCCAUGGGGAGGAAGAAAUUCAACAUGGAUCCUAAGAAGGGGAUCCAGUUUCUCCUGGAAAACGACCUUCUGCAGCACACCCCAGAAGAUAUCUCUCAGUUCCUCUACAAGGGUGAGGGCCUGAACAAGACUGUCAUCGGAGAUUACUUAGGGGAGCGAGAUGAGUUUAACCUCAAUGUACUACAGGCGUUCGUAGAGCUUCAUGAGUUUGCUGACCUCAACCUCGUCCAGGCCUUAAGGCAGUUCCUGUGGAGUUUUCGUCUACCUGGUGAGGCUCAGAAAAUUGACCGGAUGAUGGAGGCGUUUGCCUCGCGGUACUGCGGCUGUAACCCUGGGGUGUUCCAGUCAACAGACACCUGUUAUGUGCUGUCGUUUGCCAUCAUUAUGUUGAACACCAGCCUGCACAACCCCAAUGUCAGAGACAAGCCCCCUGUAGAGCGAUUCAUCUCCAUGAACAGAGGUAUCAAUGAGGGAGGAGACCUGCCAGAGGAACUACUCAGGAAUUUAUUUGACAGCAUAAAAAAUGAGCCCUUCAAAAUCCCAGAGGACGAUGGCAACGAUCUGACACAUACGUUCUUCAACCCUGACAGAGAGGGAUGGCUACUGAAAUUAGGUGGAAGAGUGAAGACCUGGAAGAGACGGUGGUUCAUUCUGACUGACAACUGCCUGUACUACUUUGAAUACACAACAGACAAGGAACCUCGUGGGAUCAUUCCUUUGGAGAACCUCAGUGUAAGAGAGGUGGAUGAGCCCAGGAAACCUAACUGUUUCGAGCUCUACAACCCCAACCACAAGGGUUCGUUGAUCAAGGCGUGUAAGACUGAGGCGGACGGCCGGGUCGUUGAGGGCAACCACACAGUGUACAGGAUAUCAGCGCCCACCACAGAGGAGAAGGAGGAGUGGAUCAAAUCCAUCAAAGCAAGCAUCAGCAGGGAUCCUUUCUAUGACAUGCUGGCAACCAGGAAGCGGAGAAUAGCCAAUAAGAAGUGAGGAGGAGCGCCUGGCCACACCCUUCCCAUCAUCAGUGAUACCAGCAUAGACCCCGGUCUGUCCAGGAGACCAGGGGGGUCUCUUUCACUCAGCCCAGGGACAGGACACAUGGCUGCAUGGCCACAGCAGAGACCAGGGUAAGGGGAUGUAGUGGGGAAUUGACUUUGGAUGCUACACCUCUCCACUUCAUCAGUAUGGAUAAAGGACAAGAUGGGGAAGGGCACUUGAUAUUUUGGUCAUCAGUUUCUUUUCAGAUGUAUGUGUGAAUACAAUUCACACAACUGUAAAUUCUAUGAAGUGUGAAUGUACAGUAUUGUGAGGACACUGAGAAACCGUAUGGUCUGUGCUUCCCCAAUGUCCCUACAGACUGAGCUUUCAUCAGCCAUAUAAGCAUGGAUAUUGUUGCCCUCUAGUGCUUGAGUCGAGUAUGAUUUAAAUGUCAGAAGAGCCUCAAUUUAUGAAUCAGCUGGUCUGAUUUUCCACCCCUGAAAUGAUUGACACUAAUACAAUAGGGAUGGUUUUUAUUUUUUUUCAGUUUCUGUUUAACAAUGAGAUGCCCAUGCCAGAGAGAUCUCUGUGGUGAAGGAGAUGUGACACCAUUUUGUCUUAGAGCUAUAAUACAUUGUCAUGUUUGUGGGGCAGUUAUCUAAAACUAGUUUAUGUAUUGAUUCAAAGUCCACUGCUAUAAAUAAUUUGUUUUUCAUAUUUUCUCUAAUUACAAAAAUGUUUUUUUCAUCUUUACAUUGUGUGUGUAUAUACACUGUACAUAAUGUUUAUAAUUUGUGUUUCUGUAGCAUGUAAAAGUUAUGGCUAGCCUACACCUGCUUAAAGUUGAGCAUUACAGAGUACAUACUGCAGUGGAAGAACUCCAACUCCUAAGAGCAAAUGGAGGAAGAUAAACAGAUAAUGACGUAACAGCCAAGCCAGCUGGGUUUCACAUGGUGAAACAACUUCUCACUAGGGGCUCUACUCAAUCUGUAUCGCUGAAGUUCAGUGUCAUGAUUGAAAUUUAAAGGCAACGUUCCUGCGUUAGUGGUGACUGCAUGUACGGUGAACACACGUGUCGGCUUAAUCGGAAAUUACCUAUCGCGCAUUCUGUAACUCUUCAGUGAUCCAGACUAAAGAGCGCCCCAGGGUGAGACUGACAGAUCAGUGAACUUUCUACAGGUCCAAGUUGUGUAAAAGUUCACAAGAUUCUCAGCAUUGCAGGAGCCUUUCAACUCGUGAGGAUUUUGAAUAAAAUAGAAUGUUCAGAUA